Messenger RNA from Phacochoerus africanus (Common warthog), 2904 nucleotides. It is a transcript of the gene NETO1, whose product is annotated as neuropilin and tolloid like 1. Gene Ontology annotation, molecular function: protein binding. Bases 675 to 2276 code for a protein of 533 amino acids. Lineage: Eukaryota; Metazoa; Chordata; Mammalia; Artiodactyla; Suidae. The transcript is spliced from 11 exons. The record is from RefSeq and is a predicted model, not a curated record.
CGCAAGAUCGCAGAGGUGGCGCGGAGCCCGGCGAGCUGAUGACGGACCCCUUCCUCCUGUCUUCAAUGCCUCAGCAGAAGAUCCCCAAGGGCUGGAUAGAGGAGGGCUGCUGGACAACCUCCCAGGGAGGCUGCUCCGACCUGCUGCUCGUGGUGUAUGAAACUGGAGACUGAGCGAGCCCUAGCCGCCGCCGCCCGCUCCGUCGCUGCCGUCGGUCUACACUGGCCCCCGCCUCACCGCGACCGCCGCCCGGCCCCGGCCCCGGCCCCGGCUCGGGGCGCCCCAGGGCUCGCCCCGCGCCCGCCGCCGCCCGCGCGCCCUCCUGACAGCUGCGGCGGUGGCGGUGAUGCAAAGGAGGAGGGUGCUGCCGCCGGCGGUGCUGAUGCUGGCGAUCGGCGCCCGGGUGUGAGGCGAGCGUCAUGGUGGAGAUGCUGGGUUCGCGGCGCUGAGAGAGCGAGCGAGAACGAGCGCCAGCCCGGGGCGGAGGACGCACGAAUUCGGAUCUUGCUGCUGUGUGGGCUCGGAUCUCUUUCUCUCCCCCCCCCCACCCCCGUUUGGUCUGGGUUUGCAUCUUUAAAACCUUUCUCCACUCUGUCCUCUCCCCGACCACUGGAAGUCUUCGCGUCUCUAAAUGGAAUUAGUGGAGAUCGUAGCCUCUGGUGUAACGAACAGACAUGAUCUAUGGACGCAGUUUGUUUCACAUUGUAACAAGUUUACUCAUCCUCCAUCUCUCUGGGGCAACCAAGAAAGGAACAGACAAGCAAACCACCUCAGAAACACAAAAGUCUGUGCAGUGUGGAACUUGGACAAAACAUGCAGAGGGGGGUAUCUUCACUUCUCCGAACUAUCCCAGCAAGUACCCCCCUGACCGAGAGUGCAUCUACAUCAUAGAAGCUGCCCCAAGACAGUGCAUUGAACUUUACUUUGAUGAAAAGUACUCUAUUGAACCGUCUUGGGAGUGCAAAUUUGAUCAUAUUGAAGUUCGAGAUGGACCUUUUGGAUUUUCUCCAAUAAUUGGACGUUUUUGCGGACAGCAAAAUCCACCUGUAAUAAAAUCCAGUGGAAGAUUUCUUUGGAUUAAAUUUUUUGCUGAUGGAGAGCUGGAAUCUAUGGGAUUUUCAGCUCGAUACAAUUUCACACCUGAUCCUGACUUUAAGGACCUUGGAGUUUUGAAACCAUUACCAGUGUGUGAGUUUGAGAUGGGCGGUCCUGAAGGCAUUGUGGAGUCUAUACAAAUUAUGAAGGAAGGCAAAGCUUCUGCUAGUGAGGCCGUUGAUUGCAAGUGGUACAUCCGCGCUCCUCCACGAUCCAAGAUCUACUUGCGGUUUUUGGACUAUGAGAUGCAGAAUUCAAAUGAAUGCAAAAGGAAUUUCGUGGCCGUGUAUGAUGGAAGCAGCUCUGUGGAGGAUCUGAAAGCCAAAUUCUGUAGCACCGUGGCCAAUGACGUCAUGCUCCGCACGGGCCUGGGGGUCAUCCGCAUGUGGGCAGAUGAGGGCAGUCGGAACAGCCGAUUUCAGAUGCUCUUCACAUCCUUUCAAGAACCUCCCUGUGAAGGCAAUACAUUCUUCUGCCACAGUAACAUGUGUAUUAACAAUACCUUGGUCUGCAAUGGACUCCAGAACUGCGUGUACCCUUGGGAUGAAAAUCAUUGUAAAGAGAAGAGGAAAGCCAGCCUGCUGGACCAGCUGACCAACACCAGUGGGACUGUCAUUGGCGUGACUUCCUGCAUUGUGAUCAUCCUUAUUAUCAUUUCUGUCAUUGUGCAGAUCAAACAGCCUCGUAAAAAAUAUGUUCAAAGGAAAUCGGACUUUGACCAGACAGUUUUCCAGGAGGUGUUUGAACCUCCUCAUUAUGAGUUAUGCACCCUCAGAGGGACAGGAGCUGCAGCUGACUUUGCAGAUGUGGCCGAUGACUUUGAAAACUACCAUAAACUGAGGAGGUCCUCUUCCAAAUGCAUUCAUGACCAUCACUGUGGAUCACAGCUGUCCAGUGCGAAAGGCAGCCGCAGCAACCUCAGCACAAGAGACGCGUCUGUCUUGACCGAGAUGCCCCCACAGCCCGUUAAACCUCUCAUCCCGCCCAUGAACAGAAGAAAUAUCCUCGUCAUGAAACACAACUACUCCCAAGAUGCUGCAGAUGCCUGUGACAUAGACGAGAUUGAGGAGGUGCCCACCACGAGUCACAGGCUGUCACGACACGACAAAGCCGCCCAGCGGUUCUGCCUCAUUGGGUCUCUAAGCAAACAUGAAUCUGAAUACAACACAACUAGGGUCUAAAAAGAAAAUUCAAGAGAAGAACUAUUUAUACAAACAUGGGGACUGUGAAAAGAAAAUUCUAUAGUGAAUUGUGAAAAGUGGACAUAUUUCUAAAUUCAUUCCACUGCCUUUAUCCAAACUUAAGAAUUACAGACAUUUGUUAUUCCUUCGGCAAGACAUCCCGCUGCACAAUGAUAUGUUCAUUUCGUAAUUUGGUUGCUGGCCACCAAGUGCUCCUUAGUUUUUAAAUACAUUUUGAGAUUUACUGGAAACUUGAAGAAGAAAUUAGUUCCUGAUUAAGACUAUCCCAACUUUAUUUUUACUAUCAGUUUCACUUUGUUUCUAUGUUGUUUUAUGUCUUUGUUAGAUAAUUGUACAUUGUGUGAUAUGUGAAAAAAACACGAUUUUAGAUGAACUUUAUGUUACCUGUACAUUGUUUCCAUUAUAUAGACUGCUUGAGAAUAGUGCGUUCCUGAGUGAUUUUGAACAUGCUACAGUGAAAAGUGAAAAUAUGGACCAUGGAAACACCAGCUAGAGGUUUUAUGGACUACAAACAUCUGUUAUUGUAUUACGAUUAAAUGCAACCAAAAGUAAUGAGUAAAAUUACUAGUUGCAAUAAGAAAAAUCUCAUUUUUUGGUCUUUCCUAUA